This is a messenger RNA of Varanus komodoensis (Komodo dragon), 2247 nucleotides long. RefSeq names its product disintegrin and metalloproteinase domain-containing protein 2-like. Gene Ontology annotation, biological process: cell adhesion; binding of sperm to zona pellucida; proteolysis. Gene Ontology annotation, cellular component: plasma membrane. The record is from RefSeq and is a predicted model, not a curated record. Bases 1 to 2247 code for a protein of 748 amino acids. Gene Ontology annotation, molecular function: metalloendopeptidase activity. NCBI's taxonomy places the organism in Eukaryota, Metazoa, Chordata, Lepidosauria, Squamata, Varanidae. The transcript is spliced from 21 exons.
AUGGCGCUGCUCCGGCUGGCGGGGGCGCUGCUGACCGCCUGCCUGGUCUCCGUGCUGGGAUCGCGGCGGACGCUUCUGCAGGUCAUCGUCCCUCAGAGAGUCCCCGUGUACGCGUCCGGAAACACGGAAAGGAUGUCCUACGACAUCGUUCUCGGGAACAAGCUGUACACAAUUCACCUGAAGCAACAAUCCAUUUUAGCCAACGAUUUCAGGGUGUACACAUAUACUCAUUCGGGGAGCGUAGUCUCCACGACCCCUUCCAUUCAGCGGGAUUGCUACUAUCAAGGCUACGUCGAAACGUACACAAACUCACUCGUGACGCUCAGCACCUGCACUGGGCUCAGUGGGGUGUUGCUGUUUGAGAACCUGACCUACGGAAUUGAGCCCGUGACGUCCACCUCCGGGUUUCAGCAUCUCGUCUAUCAGAUUGAGUACAGCAGCAGGGACCUCAGUGUUUCGAAAGAGAAUUAUUCCAUUAAGUGGAGUGCAGGAAUGAACCAAAGGGCAAACCCAGGAGUACCAAUCAACUUCAGCACUGUGAGAUAUGUGGAAAUGCACGUGAUCGUCGCCAAAUCUCUGUAUGAUUUCAUGGGUUCUAAUGAAGAUGUACUGGCAAGGAAAAUCACGCAGCUCAUGGGCUUCCUCAACACAAUGUUUUUCAAACUCAACCUGAGAAUUAUCCUGUCCUCCCUGGAGCUUUGGAUAGACAGAGAUAAAAUCUCCACCUUGGGAACGGCGGAGGAGUUGCUGGAAAAGUUUGUGGAAUGGAAGCAGACCCACCUCGCGCUGCGGCCGCAUGACGUGUCCUUCUUGUUUGUCUACCGAAAAAAGGCACCUUCGGUGGGGUCCACGUUUGCCAGGAAGAUGUGUGUCAGAGCCUCUUCCGCAGGGGUCGCUGUGUACCAAGACGGGAUCUUGCUGGAGACGUUUUCGGUGAUCGUUGCCCAGCUGCUGGGAAUCAGCCUGGGCCUGCACUUCGACAACAGCAGGGAGUGCUUCUGUCCAGUUUCCACCUGUGUGAUGAACACCAAAGCAGUGCAGUCCAACGGCGCCAAGUUCUUCAGCAGCUGCAGCGUGAAGGACUUCCGAAACUUCCUGGGGUUCGGCUCGUCGCAGUGCCUCUUGAACAGGCCACGGAUCGAUAUCACGUACAGGUCCCCCUCGUGCGGCAACAGAGUGCUGGAGGAAGGGGAGCAGUGCGACUGCGGCUCGGCAAAGCAGUGUGAAAGCAGUCCGUGCUGCCAGUCCGACUGCACCCUGAAGAGCGGGAAGGAGUGCGCCCAAGGGCCAUGCUGCGUGCAGUGCAAGCUGCGGCCAAAGGGCACCCUGUGCAGAGACACCGUCGACGAGGACUGUGACCUGAAGGAAUACUGCAACGGCACCUCCGCCGAGUGCACCGAGGACUUCUUCGUCCAGGACGGGCAGACAUGCGAGGCUGACACCGGGGUUUGCAUGAAAGGAAUAUGCCAAAGUCCCGAUCGGUGGUGCCGGAAAAUAUUUGGGAAAGAUUCCAGAAGCGGAUCCUUGCAGUGCUAUGAGGAGAUCAACAGCCAGAACGACAGGAUGGGACACUGCGGCUCCACCGCGCGUGGAUACCAGAACUGCCAGUGGCAGUUGUCCGUGCAGGAGAAAGCCUGGACGAGUGCCCGAGGCAUGCCUAGCUAUCGUGUGUGUCGGACCGUGACACUCACCACUGCAGCAAUGGAAGCUGCAGAGCGGCACAGGGACCUGAAGUGUGGCAAGCUAGUGUGUGAAUAUCCAAGUAAGAAGCCAUUUGUUGUGGACAAUACAGCGAUCAUUUACGCCAAGGUGCAGAAUCGCUUGUGCGUCACUCUAGACUACAUGAAAGGGCCGGGUGUGAAGGAUCCCUUCCUGGUCCAGGACGGCACUGGCUGUGGGAAAGGCAUGGUAAGGGCUGCUCUCGGGGCCAUGGAGGACCCUGGUCCGGAUUCGAGCGAACCUCACGGGCUGAGUCCCACGGUGAGGAACUGGCUUCUGAUUGGAUUCUUCCUCUUCCUGCCAGUGAUCGUUGGCUCUGUCAUCUUGAUCAUAAAACUAAAAGACGUCGUUUCGCAUGUCAAGGUGCAAGAGGAGGAUGAGGAGGACUAUGACACGGAAGGAUCUAAAUCUCAGGGAGCGGCCCAGCCAGACAUUGCCAGGCCUGACAACCAGGCGACCAUUUCGGGGCUCCAGUUGUGCUUUUGUCAGGCCAGCCUGAGCCCGAUCUUCGCUGCUGCUGCUGCUUGA